Schistocerca serialis cubense is the source of this 608-nucleotide messenger RNA. RefSeq names its product neural-cadherin-like. Gene Ontology annotation, biological process: homophilic cell-cell adhesion. Gene Ontology annotation, cellular component: catenin complex. Lineage: Eukaryota; Metazoa; Arthropoda; Insecta; Orthoptera; Acrididae. Gene Ontology annotation, molecular function: cadherin binding; calcium ion binding. The record is from RefSeq and is a predicted model, not a curated record. The coding region runs from base 26 to 580 and encodes 184 amino acids. The transcript has 4 exons.
UUUUUGGGGUCAACAGUGUGAGCACAUGGUUCAAGAACAGUCUGUGAAACUUAGCUUUGGUGCUCUGCUAGUAGUUGUAACAUCCUUCAUAAGUGUUCUUGCUUUAGUGGUAUUUCUUGUGGUAUGCAAAUGGAAACAAGCAAGGAAAUGUAAAGUCCCAGGACCAAAAGAAGACAUUCGUGAAAAUAUCAUUAUUUAUGAUGAUGAAGGAGGUGGUGAAGAUGACAUGACAGCAUCUGAUGUUAAACCCCGUAAAGUUCCAGUACCAACAUUGGCAGUAGUUGAGACAGUGGAAAUGAAGCCAUUGCCUGUACAAACAAGUAAAGAUGUUGAUGCUUUAGUGCAAAAAUACAUGAAGCAAGCAGAUGAAGAAGUUGGCUGUCUAUCAUUUGACGAUCUGCGCAGUUACACUGACGAAGGAGGCAAUAGUGUAACUUCUUCUCUCUCUUCCAUUGUGUCUGGUUCAGAUGACAAGGAGCAAGAUUACAGCCAUCUCUAUGCAUUAGGAGCAAAAUUUAGCAGACUUGCAUGUAUGUAUAAUAAGGAGGAAACAACAGAGGAAGAGGCAGCACAGGAAUAAACACAAUUACCACUAUUAAUCAGUAAGA